AUGGUCACAGACCUCAGCCAGUCCUCACCUCCAAAAGAGGCACCCCAGCCUAGUGAAUCCCUUCUCCUGAGCUGCGCGAGGCAGGCAGGAUGGGUAGUCUCUAAGAUCAACAGAGGCCUUGGCAACACUGGCAACACUCACAGCAACAGCCAGGAAGCAGGCCACCAUCAGACAGGUCCGGGGCCAGAAUUCCUUUCCCCUAUGGAGGAUGUGGCAGCCCCAGGCCCCAGGCCAGGGGCCCCACUUCAAGUGACAGAGAAUGUUGUUCCAGGAACUGAGGACUGGUUGCCAAGAGUUUCUGGACACCCAGCCUGGGCUACCAGCCUGGAGACAGAGUAUCAGACCGAUCCAGAGCUGAGUGAGAAGCAGUGGCUGCAGAUUUCUAAGGAGCUAGUUGAUCUCCAGAUUGCAACCCAUCACCUUCGUGAACAACAUGAAGCUGAAGUCUUCGAGCUGAAGAAGGAAGUUCUUCGACUGGAAAGCCGGGUGCUAGAGCUAGAGCAGCAUGGUGACUGCAAGGGACAUAGCGUCCAACCAGCAGCCAAUCCAGGGCACCACCAGGUGCCACCACAAGAGCCAUCGGGAGGACAGCAGAAGCUGCAGGAAGAAUUGAAAUGGGUCCUGGAGCAUCACAGAGUCAGGCAGCAGGCGCUGGAGACACGAGUGGCAGUCCUAGGCCAGCAGUUGCAGGGAGCCCGAGAGGAAGCCAGGACAGCUGGUCAGCGCCUGGCUGCCCAAGCCAUGGUGCUGUCUACCUGUCAGGGUCAGCUCCGGCAGGCUGAAGCUGAAAAUGCUCAGCUGCAGUUGAAGCUGAAGAAGUUGAAUGAGGAGUAUGCCGUCCGGCUGCAGCGCUAUGCCAAAGAGACAGUGGAGACUGCCAACAGCACGGGUCGGGCAGCCCUUCAGUCGUUCCUGGAGGACACUCUGCAGGACAUUCGGGCCGCACACCGCAGCCGAGAGCAACAACUGGCCCAAGCAGCCCGGACCUACCGCAAGCGUCUGGCAGAUCUGAGCCGGGGGCAGGAGUUGCUGCUAACCACCUGCAGGGCUACCUUCGCAACAGCCAUCGACCUGGAGCCAUUACCCAUGCACUGGGCCACCGAACUCGGCCACCAAAGGGAGAAUGAGUAUGGCAGACGCAGGACACUGCUACAGUACCCCGAGAAAGGACCUGGCGAAACUUCCAAGGACGGCAGGUCACAGCCACUGGCCCUGGAUACUGCAUCCUGGGCCCAAAUCCAGAAGAAGCUGCAGGACUUCUCCCAGGACACCCAGGCAGAGCUGGAACGAGAGCGGGCGCAGCUGAUAGUCCGGGCCACCAUGGCAGAGCAGCAGCUCUCUGAGCUACAGCAGUAUGUGGACCAGCACUUGGGCAGGUACAAGCAGGAAAUCCAGAGACUGAGGAAGUUGGUGAAUACAGGAGACCGCCAGGGAGUGGAAGUUAUGCCUUCCACUAGGACCCAGCGCCCAAGGACCCGGAGUCACUAGCUAGCUAGUCUCCCAGAGACUACAAAUCAA
This is a messenger RNA of Peromyscus eremicus (cactus mouse), 1518 nucleotides long. It is a transcript of the gene Ccdc78, whose product is annotated as coiled-coil domain containing 78. The record is from RefSeq and is a predicted model, not a curated record. Gene Ontology annotation, cellular component: cytoplasm. Lineage: Eukaryota; Metazoa; Chordata; Mammalia; Rodentia; Cricetidae. The transcript has 14 exons. The coding region runs from base 1 to 1488 and encodes 495 amino acids.